Adelges cooleyi (spruce gall adelgid) is the source of this 3114-nucleotide messenger RNA. RefSeq names its product dynein regulatory complex subunit 7-like. The coding region runs from base 1 to 3114 and encodes 1037 amino acids. Gene Ontology annotation, biological process: flagellated sperm motility. Gene Ontology annotation, cellular component: motile cilium. Lineage: Eukaryota; Metazoa; Arthropoda; Insecta; Hemiptera; Adelgidae. The record is from RefSeq and is a predicted model, not a curated record. The transcript has 16 exons.
AUGAAUAUUAUAAAAUCAUUAUCCAACCUCACAUGGGGAUCAGAUCAGAACAGUCUAAUCGUAAUUUACAAGUCACUUAUACUGGCCUUCAUCAAUUAUGGAUCCGUCAUUUAUGGCACCGCCAAAGAGGAUAUACCUAAGUCACUAGAUGCCAUCCACAACCAAGGAAUAAGGCUCGCUUCCGACGCCUUCAGAACCAGCCCAGUAGACAGCAUCUUAUGCAACGCUGGAAACGAAAAAGCAGAUGAAAUGGCGAAUGGAGCAGCUUCAGGCUCUAUAACUAACAUCACUUACAAAGUAAGCAAAUUACCAACAGUCGAUUUACUAAAUGAAGCUCAAAAACAAAUUAUAAAAACAUGCAUUAAAAUGGAUGUAGAGUCUUUAGAUUGGAUUCUGGAAGACGUGGAGUCCCAGUAUCCAUCUGCGUUUAACGAUGAACAACUAGAGGACAAUGACAUUGACUACGAUUACAAAAACGACGAAGAUGCUCAAUCUGAUUCGUGUGCCAGCUACGAGGUUAUUACAGUGUUUGGUGAAAACCUGCAAGCACAAGUGGGCGUACAUGUAGCCAACGAGGAGUACCACGAAGAAGACGAUGCGACUUCACGGUUGUUACUACUGAGCGACUUGAAUGAAGACUUUGGUGACAGGUCGGCUGAAAAGCGGUACGUCGAUGCCUUAGAAGAAGCUAAGUACAAAAUUGCCGAAGUCGAACUCGUAUGGCCGGAAGUCUUACAAAAAUGUUUGUUAAACCAGGAAAACAUUCCGGAUUCGUAUGUGAAGAACACAAAUAUGGAGAAAAUUAUUCUUUUGUACGCGGAUAAUUUCAUUAAGCAAUUCGAUGCCAAGCACUCUCAUAGACGGCAACUGUUGUUGGUCCACGAAAACGAAUGCGGUUACCAGAAAUGCAUAUGCACUACCAUCAAACCGUCCAGAUUGGUCUACAGCGACUUGGACGAUCUUGACAGUUACAGCAUGUUCGUCGCCCAGCACAUAACAUACAAGCCGUUAGACAAUCCCGUCGUGGUGCCAAAACAAAUGAUAUCGCCGGCCAUGGUGUUGGAAAUACAAACGGGCAACUGCUUCGAAAUGGCCACGCUGUUGGCUUCGUUCUUGAUAGGCCGCGGGUACAACGCUUUUGUCGUGCAAGGUUAUGCCGAACAAGAAGUCUGUACCAACAACCUCACAAACGUCGUGCUAGAUUUUCCAGACGAACGAAACGAUCUCCACGAAGCUAAUAUUGCACAACUUGAAGAUGUCGACGAGGAAUACUCAGUAGACCCUCCAAUCGAUCUUUGCAGCGAAUACGUGACAACAUUGAUAGAAGAAGAGAGAAAAGCCUAUAACGUCGUUCAAGAAACAAAAGAGGAAAAUGAAAGGCACGUUUACGAUCCCUUAUAUGGGCGACGAGUACACUGUUGGGUAAUGAUUUUGCCGUUGAAAAUCAAAGACCAUUAUGUUAGCAGAGACACUUUCUUCAUCGAACCCAGCACGGGAGAACGCUGUAACAUUUCGAAUAGAAAAUAUAUUGGAAUAGAAGCAAUGUGGAACCAUCAAAAUUAUUGGGUUAACUUACAACCUUUGGACGGAGGUUGCAUGCAAUACAACUAUACGUUAAUGAACACCAAAUGUUGGGAACAUUUUUUAGUGGACGAGCCCACGCAUCUACGACGGCUACCGCUUAAGCAAGACAACACAAAUGACGUUUACACGCAUUUGUUCAUGCCUAGCUCGUGGGUAAACAUUUUACAAGUCCCAAGACACAGAUACCUAAUGAAGUACCCGGCUGGUAAGAAAGUUGUCAUGUACUCAAACGCCAUAAAAGAAUGUUACGCUGACUAUGUGAUGCCAGAUGGACUGGUAAAAAGGACGACGUACUACGAAAAACAAGAUCGUGCAAAUAAAACGUUUGUCAAAGAAGUGUACAAACACAGAAUAGACCGGCUGGUGCGAAUCGACAUAACGUAUACCACCGAAGAAACCGAGACCGUGGAGUACUUCAGUAGCGGCCGAGAGGAUUGCUUGAAAACACACAGAUUCUACUCCAACACAAUCAAUGUUGAAGAUAAACGUGUCAUUAGCUUUUAUGACACGACAAGGUUAGAUUCGUUGAUCGAGAUUCACAUGGACCCGCGGUUGGUUAUAGCGAGGUUUAAGGGCAGGUCGGAUUUGUUGUUUUGGCGUUUAUACGAGUUUCACGAAGUUGCGAAAGAAUCGGACAUUUCCACUACUGCCAAAAGGAAAUUGAGAGUCAUCUUGGAAAAGUAUCUGAGGGACGAGUCGAAACCCAACGACAGGGACAUUGCGUUCAGAGGGUUUAAUCUUGCAAACAACUCGAUCCUCGUCGAACACCAUUACGGAGAGGGUCAGAUCACUCGGCCCAGUCGGAUGUUCAACAAGCCUGCCGUUUGCGGCGAUGACCUUAAGUUCGACGAGGAAAUGAUGGUCGAAAACGAGGUUUACCCGUACGAAAACAAGAUGAAACAGUACGAGGCGUACUUAAUGUUGAAAGACAUGAUAGCAGCCGAGUAUGAGGCACGUCGUGACGUCUACCGGUUCGAAGGUAACGUGCUGUCCAUCUUGGAAACGCGCUGUCGGGAACGAUCCAACUUCCGGCUGAUUGUGGAUUCUCUGGACUGGGAUAGAAACGCCAAAAGCAGGCGCAUUCUUCAAGGCGAAAAAGACAAAAAACAAGCAUUUAAAAAAAGAGAAAAAGCCAAACAGGUGGAUUACGCUUUGCCGUACUUGGAAGCGGCGACAAGGCCGUUCACGCUAGAUACGGCUAAAUCGAUACGCAGUAAGAUCGUGUCAGAUUUUAGACAUCACACCAAAUAUCAAUUCAUCAAAGCCAGGAAUGUUUUAAUGAAGAAACAAUUCACACUAACAUCCAUAAUGGAUUCGUUAGUAAACGAGACGGUAUUGAAAGAAGUCGAGCAGAAACAGAAAAUGGUUUUACUGUGUUCGUCUAUUAAAAACCAACUGGACAUGUUGUUGCUGAAAAUGGAAAGGUUUAAAGAAAAACGCAUUGAAAGAUACAACAACUUGGCGCUGUACUUGAACAAUAUACCGGAAUUCAAAAAGUUACCACCGUUAAAAUUCUUGCUCGUCUGGUAA